Onychostruthus taczanowskii (white-rumped snowfinch) is the source of this 1071-nucleotide messenger RNA. Its product is annotated as importin-4-like. The transcript is spliced from 8 exons. NCBI's taxonomy places the organism in Eukaryota, Metazoa, Chordata, Aves, Passeriformes, Passeridae. The annotation marks the transcript as partial. The record is from RefSeq and is a predicted model, not a curated record.
UGUCCCCCCCAGCCCCCCUCCGACGCCCCUGAUUGGCUGCUGAAUCUCCAUGACGACCACGAGGGGGAGGAGCCUAUGGAGGACGACAGCGCGGAGUGGGAGGAGCCUCGGGAGGUGGAAAUGGGCGGGGCUUUCCCCGGAUUGGCCGAGGCGGCGCUGGGGGCGCUGGGGGAGCUGGCGGAGAACUGCGGCUCCGCCCUCCUGCCCUACCUGGACUCCUCCCUCGCCGCCAUCUUGGAUCUGACCCAGUUCCCGCAGUGCCAGCUCAGAGCCGCCGCCUACGAGGCCCUGGGGAGCGUCUGCUGCUGCGGGAGGGAGCGCCAGACUGCCCCUUCCCCCGUCCACCAGGGGGCGCUCCAGGCCCUCCUGAAGGGGCUCCGGAAGGACCCGGAAGUGGGCGGGGCCUUGGGGGCAGUGGGCGGGGUCGGGCGGAUCCUGCAGCCCCCAGGCCACGCCCACAAGGAGUGGCUGGAGCCCAUUGGACGAGCCCUGUGUGACGUCAUCGCCGGGGAGAUCGCCUGUCUGAGAUCGCGGCGGGACGGCGACGAGGACGAGACCUCCCAGCGCGCCGAGCUCCGCGAGACCGCCUCCGAUUGGCUGCCGGAACUGGGCGUGGCCAUGGCCGAGGAGGGCGUGGCCGGCACCGGAGGGGGCGUGGCCUUCCCGCCCCGCCUCUUCCGCCGCAUCCUCCCCUCCCUAUUGGCCGCCCUGGCCGACCCCGCCCGCCCGGGGGCGCGCUCGUGGGCGGCGGCCGUGAUUGGCCAGCUGGGCCGCGCCCUCGGGCCGGAGGCCACGCCCUUUCUGCCGGAUUUGGGCCCCGCCUUCCGAUUGGCCGUCGGCGACCCCGACGACGAGGUCAGGGCCAACGCCUACUACGCCAUUGGCCGGAUCGGGGAGGCCAUGGGACACGCCCACCACGAGGGGGCGUGGCCGGGGGCGGAGCUUUGCUGCCACGCCCUCCGGGCCGGGGGGGAGGGGCCAGGACGGGUCCGGGACAACGUCCUGGGAGCGCUGGUGCGCCAGCAGGGGGCGCCCUGCGACACGGUACGGGGCUGCUGGGAGGGGCUUGGG